UACUUCAACUACGGAACAAAAUAAUACAAUUUAAUUUGUUUACAAGGGCGGUACUUGGAUAAAAGAAAGAUCAUGGAGCACAAUGAUGAAUUGAAUGACUUGCGGCUUCAGUUCCAAGCACUACAAAAACAGGAGGAGAAAAGAAAACAGGACAGGAAAAAGGAAAAGGAACCAGAUAAGCCUAAUAUCAGUGUCACCAAGGAUGAUCUGGAUCUGCCUAAGCAAGGUAUUCAGGCAGACUAUCUGAAAGAAAGACAACUACAAAAUGAGAAUCAAAAUCAAAGAAUAAUGGAGCAGCUAAGGGAGCUUAAGGAUGAAAAUAGUCGUCUCUUCAAACUUUUGAGUGAGAAGGAUUUUGAAAUUAAACACCUGAAUAAGAAAAGAGAAGAGGAACGACUGGUUUUAGCAGGCACAUCAGGCUUGGCGGGUGAUAUCGCAGCCACCAAGAUUGUUGAGCUGUCCAAGAAGAAUAGAGAGCUAACGGCUGAAUUGGAGCGUGAAAAGAUUAAAUCCAAGCAAAACAGCAACAGAAUCAAAGAUCUUGAGAAAGAGCUUCAGUUGGCUUUGGUACACUCUCCACCUGGGCAAAAGAUUGAUACAAAGUUACUGGAUAAGAGGUCCUCUGAAGACUACGAGGAAAAUCCAGUGGUGAAAUCUCUGCAGGAAAAACUAGCUGCUGCCCAGCUGAAAGUGACUGAGUAUCGCAAUCAGAUUCAAUCUGUCAAACAGGAACUGAAAGUAGCUCAGAAGGUUUUGAUCAGUGAAGUUGGAGAGGAGGUCAACUUUCAGCAACUACUAAGCAGCCCUGGGAGCUUUAGAGGCCGCUCUCAGCAGAUACUGGCUCUACAGACAAGGGUGCGUGACCUGGAGCAGCAGCUGAACCAGUCAACUCAGCGAAGACAGCAAAGUGUCCCGAGUGUAGAGGAAGAGUUUCUAAGCAUGGGGGCCCUUCAGAAAACCCCUCCUCAAGACAGGAACAUCAGCCACAUCCGCACCAUUGAGAAAGGGAAGAGGGAGGCAUUUGAGAGAAUCUCACUGGAAUAUGAGGCCCUCCUGAAAAUCCAUGAGGAUUUGAAGAUAAAGCUGGAAGCCUCUAAAGCCAGGAACAAAUCUCUGUCUACUGAAGUGAAAACCCUGAAGGUCCAGGUCUCCACCCUCCUGGAGAAGGGUAAACAUGAUGAUGAGUUUGUGGACGCUCUGCUGAAGAAGCAGACUCAGAUGCAGGAGGCGCUGAGACAUCUUGGCCAACAGCAGAACGUACAGAGCAAGAAGACACAGUCGAGCCAGAGACAACAGCUGAGCAGCGAGCCUUCAGAGCACAACUCUCUCACUAUCCAGAAGCUUAAGCAGACUGUUUCUGAGAAAGCGGCCAGGAUCAAAGAACUAGAGGAGGAAAUCCAACAGCUCUCUGUCAAGAAAGAGGGCGUAGAGAAACAGUCCAUUCUUCAAGCAACGAUUUGCAGUUCAGGAUUUCCCCCUGAAGAGGGAGACAUUAACAAGAGAAUAACCUCUUCAGGUUCAGUUUCUAAAUUUGGUCAUAAACUGGUGCUACCUGCUGUGGGAAGUAGUAUAGAAUUUAAGGGCCUAAGUUCUUCCAAAUGUCCACAAUGUUCAGCUGAUGUGAGCGCACCAAUGACCGAAUGUAAUGAUUACAAAAACAUCUGUGAGGAGAAGGACCAACUCCUUGAGAUGGUUAACAUCUUACAGACAAAAGAGAAAGAGAUGAACGUGAGAUUGUUGGAGACACAGAAGCAGUACCAGGAGGAGCGUACCGUAACAGUGAUGCUGGAGCAGCAGCUGGAAAGGACAAGAUUAGAUUCGAAGUGAGGACUGUGCAGGACAGGCAGCAGUGUCCCUCAGCUGCAGGACGGCAGGAGUCGCUGAACAACAGGAACUGAAUGGACCGCCCAACAGAUCACCAUUGGUCACCAUUUGUAUAGAUUUUGUUUCUAUUGUUGACGAAACUGUAGAUGUUUUGGACUUGUUCAGAAAACAUGCAAAAUUAUAUUUAUUUUUCCAACUAUGAUAUUUUACAUCAGACGGCUUAAAUAAUAAUGCAUGUAGCCAGUGCUUAUUCUAACCCUCGUGUUUGAGCUGCACAGAGAUGUUCAUGCUGCUCUUGUAUGUUGUCUGGUGGCUGGUCAUUUAGCUGGAGGAAACUGAGGCGCCGAGGGCAUUGCUAAAGUGCACUCUCCACCAUGACCUGCAGCUCUGCAGUGACGUGAUGAGACAAGCCAAGCAUGUUUUCCUGCAGGCUCAGUGACAGCCCAGACUAGACACUAACCAGGGGAACUGGCUGGUCCCUGUUCAACCUCAUGUCCAGCUGAGCCCUACCUUCUGCUGUCAUAUGUGACAAACAGCAGCCUGCAGGAAACAGGCUCUCCUCUUCUGCCACACAAACCUCAUUCAGAUAUAGGUCUUUCUCUCCAUUUGAAUCCCCAAAGCCAGUUUGUGUUGGUUCCUUUGUGCAUUUUGUGACCUCAGUUUAACCGCUUGAGUAGCAGGGCUUUUAGCUUAACCCUGAUGGCAUCAGACAAGUGUUCCUACUGAUUACAGAAAUGUUUGUCUGCUUGCUGUUUUAUAAAUGUCACUGUCACAUUUUAUUAAAUCCAUGUAUGCAUUUUCCAUUUAGGUGCAUUACAGGUAUAGUAAGAGCAAUAAUGUCUGUUUUUAUAAGCUAACGGGGCAUCCAAUUUAUUCAAUAAAACAGGAACCAAAUCAUCUUUUUUGGAAUAUAUUGUUUACAUUCAUGGCUAUGAUCUUAUGAGAGUUUUUUUUGGCUCCCUAUGGUUGUACGUAAAUCUGCAACAGGCCAAGCCAAAUAGUAAACACCCCAGUUAAGUUGCCCCAAAACUUUAAUAUUCCUUUCAAAUAUUACUGCUAAUCAUUUCUGACUCAAAACCAGCUGUGUGGGAAUAGUGGUUGAAAAUAUAUGCAGGCUCAAGCUGCACAAACUCCCACUGUAGUCCUCCAUCCACUCCCCAGAGCAUGUCACGCGUAUGUACAGUAUGCAAUCUUAGCUUCUUAAUCCAAAGGUUGUCUGGAUAUGCGUGGCCUCUGGCGGGAGUGCCCUUUGCAUUCAUACUAACAUCCGAGUUAUUUUCUUCCGAUGUAGCCAAAAGGAUUUCAGCAGAAGCACCCCCCUCUCCUCUCCCUCCACAUCACGCUUAAUUUAAAACCAUGGCUGAGUUAGUGUGCUGCUUCAAAUACCGCACUAUUUCUUCCAGGACCCUGUGGGAGAUUGGCAGGUCCCCAUUGGACUGAGCGAGAAAGUGCCACAAGACAAAAAUAUCAGAGUUUGGACGUGAUGAAGAAAGCCUUUAUGCUCAGAGUUAACAAAAAACAGCUUGUCUUGAAUACCUCCUGGAUAGAAGGCGAGGCGCCCUUUAAUGUACUGGAGUGAGAUGUGUCAUUGGAGGAACACUUGAGAUACCAUGAGCUUUAUGACUACAUGCCCUGCAGGACUGCCAAAUGUGUAUCAAAUGUAGUAAUGUGCGUCAGAAAGGCUGUUGAUGGAGCAAAUACUUGUCAUAGUCACUUACUGCAUCCGAGUCCAGAGAAAAUGUUUAACUCAAUACAUUUUUGUUUGGUUGUUUUUUAAAUCUGCCACAACACAACCUCAUAAAAAUUCAGUGUUCAUGUGCAUGUUGGAUAGUUUGCCAAAUGUGUAAUCUGAUGCUAUUAUUUUGUGGUAGUUGAUAGGAAGAAGGCCAAUAUCACCACUAGAUAUAAAGUGAAUUUUAUUGCUGUUUAACACUCAUUUUACUGUGUAAUUUCCGUUAAAAACCAAUGUUGUCAUAGAUUAAUGUGACUACUCUUGUUGACUUCACUCAUUAAAAAGUGUCAUCACUUUCAAAUAAAUUACAUUUCACCAAACAAUUUUAA
Centropristis striata (black sea bass) is the source of this 3885-nucleotide messenger RNA. It is a transcript of the gene ccdc13, whose product is annotated as coiled-coil domain containing 13. NCBI's taxonomy places the organism in Eukaryota, Metazoa, Chordata, Actinopteri, Perciformes, Serranidae. Gene Ontology annotation, biological process: non-motile cilium assembly; cytoplasmic microtubule organization. The coding region runs from base 73 to 1827 and encodes 584 amino acids. The record is from RefSeq and is a predicted model, not a curated record. Gene Ontology annotation, cellular component: centriolar satellite. The transcript is spliced from 15 exons.